Messenger RNA from Microthlaspi erraticum, 669 nucleotides. The record is from the annotation of a GenBank genome assembly. Lineage: Eukaryota; Viridiplantae; Streptophyta; Magnoliopsida; Brassicales; Brassicaceae.
AUGGCGUCUUCUUCUCUAUCAACUCUUUGCAGCUCUACUUCGUCUUCUCUUCAUCCCAAAUCUCAUCUCUCACAUUCUCUUUCGUCUAAACUAUCCUCCAAAGCAAAUGUUUCCGUCCAAUUUCUGGGGAGAAAACAGUCCCCGCUUCUCUCCUCAUCGCCGAGAUUUCUCACCGUCAUCGCCAUGGCUCCGCCCAAACCCGGAGGCAAAGCCAAAAAAGUUGUCGGAGUGAUAAAACUGGCUCUGGAGGCCGGGAAAGCAACUCCGGCGCCGCCUGUAGGUCCGGCGCUUGGUUCGAAAGGAGUCAACAUUAUGGCUUUUUGCAAGGAUUACAAUGCCAGAACCGCUGAUAAAGCCGGUUACAUCAUUCCCGUCGAAAUCACAGUCUUCGAUGAUAAGAGCUUCACGUUUAUCCUCAAGACCCCUCCUGCUUCGGUUUUGUUGCUUAAGGCUGCAGGUGUUGAGAAGGGAUCGAAAGAUCCACAGCAAGAUAAAGUUGGGGUGAUAACAAUCGACCAACUGCGAACGAUCGCAGCAGAGAAGCUGCCUGACCUGAACUGCACGACCAUUGAAUCAGCGAUGAGAAUCAUUGCAGGAACUGCAGCUAACAUGGGGAUAGACAUAGAUCCUCCGGUUCUUGAGCCUAAAAAGAAAGCGGUUUUGCUGUAA